AAUAAUCUGGAUGGUGUUUGAAGAGUUCUUGGGGACACCUGUGAAUUAAAGGCUAAAACACACAAAAAAACGUCUCCAGUGGAAGUAAGUGGACUUCAUCCCCCGCCCCUUCCCUACCUCUGGCCCCUCAGCUGUGCGGAAGUGACACAGCAGCUCAAGCUUCGUGGUCACGUCACGCGAGAAAGCACAAUAAGCCCAACGAGAAAAAAUGUCAACAAGCAGAAAAAGAAGACGACUUUCGUUUUAAAUGAAGCCCCCAGUGUGGCUGCGGACAUGUCCUCCGAGUCGAUUCUAACACCGGGGGUUUUCAUGGACUGGUGACGGCUAUGAAUUUCAGUGAGCAUGGGGACGUUUCAUGUGAAGCAAUGCUUGAAAAAGAGGACGAGCAUGUCUGGGACAUUAAAAAGGAGACAGAGGACCAUGUUAUUUGUAAUCAGUCUGAGGAGAGUGGAGGAAGACGUCCUGAGGCCUGUGGAACCAGCAAAAGGACCUCAGCGGAGGUGGAGACUGAUGCAAGCCAGUCUACCUGCAGCAAGAGAGCCAGAGUCUGUGGUGACAUGAAGAGGCGACUGAUAGAUGUGAGCAGCAGACAUGAGCCACUGUGCCUCACCACAAUGGGGGAGAGAAGAGAAUGUGUCCAUGAGACUGACAGAGUUUCCUACAAAAAGCCUCUCUUCAGCAUCUCCCACAGGAUCUCAGAGAAGAGGAACACACCUGUGACACCGGAGCAGCAGACCAGCCAUCGCGUUGCAAACCAGCACAACCACAGCAGCAGCAUCUUCUCUUCUGAGUCACAAAUUCUGGAGGAAAAUGUCCAGAUGGAAGACCUGCUCAUCGCAGCGAGUUCAGGUCAAGACUCAUCAACAAUAAACUCCAGCCUUUAUCCCCUGAUAGAGAAAAUGUUCUUCAUUCUCAACACCCUCAGCUCCAGUAUGACUCAGCUCCACAGCAAAGUGGACCAGUUGACUCUUGAAGUCAUGCGAAUAAAACGGCAGGUCAAAACGUCUGAGCUGGUGACGGAGUUCCAGCCUCCUCCUGAAUAUCUUCUAACCAGCGACGAACUGAAUCAGUUGAUGGAGCAGACGUCCAAUGCUGGAGAACUAGGGUGUCGGCUGCUGGUUCAUCUCUUUCCAGAGCUGUUUAAAGCCAGGGAAUGCUCUCAUAAAUGCACAGCCAGCAAGAGAGUGCUGGAGUCUCUGCAUCUGCAGCUGAUACGUAACUAUGUGGAAGUGUGCUACCCUGUGGUCAAGAGCAACAGCAUCUGGCAGGAAGAAUGUCUUCUGCAGAUCAUUGACUUCUUCAACCGCUUCUGGACACAGAGGGACGUGGAGAGUUCUCAGUCUCUCAGGAAACAGACACUCACUGGUGCAGCUAUUAAAACUGAGCAUCCUCACACUUUUCAUUUCAUCAAUGAGCAGCGGAAGGAGGAGCAAGUUACUUCAGAUACUCAGCCGAGCAGGCUGCCGUCUGCGACGGACACUGACUUUAGUACACAAGUCUCAGACGAGGUGGACGACUUCUCUUCCCCGGAGGACUCUAUAGUUUUUCUUAUGCACCAACUUUUCCCUGAGGUGUUUGAAGGAGGCAGAAUGGCCGAUAGCUCAAACAGUUUGAGUCGAGCUGGGCAGCUGAUUUUGGACCCUGACAAAAUAGACAUAAUAAGAAGGUAUAUGGAGGCAAAUUUCCCAGAUGUGCCUAAGGACAGCUGGUUACAGGUCUGCAUCCAGCAUAUAGAGGACGCCUUCGAGGGAUCCCACAGUAACGGAAAUGAAAGUGUACUUGAUGACAUCAACAACGAUGGCAGCGACCUGGCCAGCCUUUCAGAAGACGUGUCUCCUAGUAAAGAGCCAGAGUUGAUGGACUACGAAAGACGAAAUCGCAAAUCCAAAAAGUCACUGUUGCCGCCCGUGGAUUUUGACAGUCUGGACAUUCCCCUGCCAGACUUCCACAUUUCCCAGGAGUACCUUCUGUCCAGGGAGCAGCUCAAGAACAACUACGACUGUUCCCUCUCCAUUGGGAAUUUUGCCUCUCGGCUGCUGGUGCUUAUGUUUCCUGAGCUCUUCACCCACGAGAACAUAAGAAAGCAGUACAACUGUAGCGGAUCACUUGGAAAAAAGCAGCUUGACCCUGUACGGGUGAACCUAAUCCGUCAUUACGUGCAGUUGGUCUAUCCUCAGGCCAAGAACAACAGAGUGUGGAUGUUAGAGUUUGUGGGAAAACUGGACGAAAGGUGUAGAAGACGGGACACCGAGCAGAGGAGGUCGUACCUGCAGCAGCGCAAAGUGUACGGCCCGGAGUCGGAGCAGGACUUGUUUUGUCAGCUGACUCAGCUAAAUCCAGAUGUCAGGGAGGAUCUCGAUAUUCCCUCUUUACCUCCUGAGAAAAGCAGCAAAGACUUUUGCAGAAUUCCUCUGGAUGAGUUGACAGUGUGUAAACCAGACUUCCCCGUGCCGUCGGUCUACCUUCUCUCAGAUAACGAGGUACGGGAAAUCGUCCAGCAGAGUCUCUCUGUGGGUAAUUUUGCUGCCCGCCUGCUGGUGCGUCUCUUUCCUGAACUCUUCACCCAGGAGAACCUGCGGUUGCAGUACAAUCAUUCGGGGGCCUGCAACAAGAAGCAGCUGGACCCCGUGCGCCUCAGACUCAUCCGUCACUACGUGGAGGCCGUGUAUCCUGUGGAUAAAAUGGAAGAGGUGUGGCACUACGAAUGUGUGCCCAGCAUUGACGAACGCUGUCGGCGUCCUAAUAGGAAGAAGUGUGACAUUCUUAAAAAGGCCAAGAGGUCAAGCACUGUGACCUAGACGUUCAAUAAUAUAGGCAAGUCUUUGUGUCUGUGUGUAUCGAAAUAAUUGCACAUUAUCUGAGCUGAGAGGACGUUGUUCAAACCUUACACACUGUCUUUUCAGAGUGACGCCAGGCUGUUACUAGUUUCUUUUGUUCUUUUCUUAUACUUUGUCACUACAGCAGCAGAUGCUGUAGACUAGAUGACUAAUGCGGGGUGUUUUUUUUUUUUAAGUGUGGUUGUGUGAGUACCAUCACACAGUCAGUGCUGAUAUCUAUCACAUAUAGGCAAUAAAAAAAGUUCACCCAAUUAAAUUCAUGUGUAGGAUAUCAAAUGCACUAGCCUUAAGAUCUACAUUUAGCAAAAGCCACUGAAACCACCACUUGAGUUAUACAUUUUAAUAAAUGUAAGAUAAGUUGAAGCUAAUUAUUUAGACAACAUUAAAACUCAAUUAAAAGGUAAAAUAACUGAUCACAUCAUCUCUCUUAUAUUAUAGGUGGGACAGAGAAAUGCUAUUUUUAAAAAUGAGCACUUUUUCUAUGGAAGUAUACAGGCGGUCCACGGUUUACGACAUCCUUGUCCUACGGCGUUGUGUGGUUAUGUGCCACCUCCCAUAAAUUUAUUAAGAAAUUCUUGUUCCUUCAUUCCAACGUACAAUGUUAAAAAAUAAUGUUGAUGUUGAUGUUUUUGGGAACGUUUUGAGCUUCAUUCUGGCUCCCAGGUGUCAGUCAGACUCUCCUGGUGUUUUUAUGUCCUAGAUUAUGAUGUGACCACUGUGUUGUGACACAGGCUCUUGGGUAGAGUAUAUGAGUUCCGUCACAUCAUCUAACAUUAGUCGAGGAAUCCCCUGUAUUGGCAACUCCUUUUUGGGUCACUGCUCAUUGUUUGAGAAUCAGAAUAUGUUCCUGCCAUAUUUUAGUGUCUUUUCCUUGGGUGCAAACAUUCAGCGACACAGGAGUUACCACGACUGUUACCACGUUUAUCACAUCGGUCAGAGUUAAUAUAGUUUAAAAGGUCAAAAAGCGCUACUGAUGAAUGCUUCAGACAGUCCAUGUGCAUACAUCGGGACUUUCUCGCUGCUAUGCUGUCAGCUGACAGAAGUAACACAAUAGAAGAAACAAUAGAGGGCCCUGUUUUACAAAGUAUGGUACUGUUCAUCUGUCAGUACUACUGUGUGUGGAUAGGUUUACUAAGUCAAAGGGCAAAUGCAUAAACCAGGGGUCACCAACUAUAUUUGGUGGAGAGCCAGAUAUUUCUGGACAGACACCUCAGAGACCACUCACUAAAAAAAAAUUAAGUAAAAAUCUUUUUUUUUUAAUUGGAUCAUAAAUAACGGGUAUUACUCUUUGAUCCUCACAAUUUUAGAAUCCAGUUAUUGGCCAAAUUGGAUGGUUCGGUUGGCCGGAUUUGGAUACGAGCCACUCGUAUAUACAAUUCCAAGUUAAAAGUUAGAACAUUUGAAAUUCUCCAAACUGGAGAUUCUAAAGUUCAAAUAACAAAGAUUUCUACAAUUGCCUAACAGCACCAGUCGAUGGAUCGUUCCCUGGACUUCCUGUCUGGAGUUAGCAUGUUGUUAGCCUCUUGUGUGGGUGGGUUUUCUCCAGCUAGUGCAGUUUCCAACCACAGUAAUUCCAACAUAAUUUGUUGUAGCUUUUUUCGCUUGAUUAUGUUACUGAAGUGGUUAAAAAGUUAUUUACCUUGUUUUACUUAUGGCUGCCAUAUUUGCUCUCUACAAGGCUAGCACCAGGUCCCAGCACUGACUGUGUCACUACUUAAUAAACCAUGUGAAAUCUAACGAAGCUAAAGACUUGUGGUGGCAUAGAUAUGAAAUGUUAAGACUUUUGCAAAGAGGCUAAAUUUGUUUCUUUGCAUCUUUAUUUUAAGUGAAGGUUCGAUGGCACACUAGCAUAGCCUUGGUGACAUAUAUGGUAGGCAAAUCUGUGUUUCAUCUUUAUCCAACCACACUUAUUAAAAAGAACACCCAUUCCCUUGAUGUAGUCUUAUUAAUGUUUGAAAGAUCUGAAAUUUACUAAUAUUUUUAACCAAAAAAAUCUCAGCACUUAUGUAACAAACUUAAAAUGUUGUAGCCUUACACUGUAGCUGUUGCCGAUUCUUUAGUGCCCAAGGAUAACAAUAAUUAAAAGUGUAGUUAAGAGCUUGGCACAUGAUUCAAAAAAUGCAAAGAUGUCACACAUUUCAUCUGUUAUAAUUAUCAUCAAAGCACCACAGUGCGUUUUGACAGAACGUUGUGAGGCUGUUACACUUGGUUAUAUUUUUUCAGUAUGCAUUUCCACUAUUUUUGACUACACAUAUGUAGCAUUGUGCCACAAGUUUUAACAACAAUGUGCUGGUGUUAAAACUUCUAAUCAAAGUUUAUAUUCUAGAGGUAAUUUAAUGUCACCAUGGCUCAUGGAAAACCUUUUCUAAUAAAACCCUAAUCAUCAA
Molecule: messenger RNA, 5224 nt
Organism: Cynoglossus semilaevis (tongue sole)
Lineage: Eukaryota; Metazoa; Chordata; Actinopteri; Pleuronectiformes; Cynoglossidae
Gene: bend3
Product: BEN domain containing 3
Exons: 4
Coding region: 327-2798 (823 amino acids)
Biological process (GO): rDNA heterochromatin formation; negative regulation of transcription by RNA polymerase II
Cellular component (GO): heterochromatin
Molecular function (GO): rDNA binding
Source: RefSeq, a predicted model, not a curated record